GCCCCAGGCGAGCUUCAUUCCCCAUCAUGGAGAGUCAGAGAGUCCAGUCCUCGUACAGGAAGCGUUAUGGGCCUCAGGGCUCCAGCUCCACAGCCCCAAGAAUCGGGAGCCUUUCCUCCAACCGCUUCUCCUGGCAUGGCUCCCCGCGCAUCCUCACCCACUCCAGCCCAAUAUCCAGGAUCUCCCUGGGCUCCACCAACCCGGCCCUUUUCCUGGGGAGCCCCGCCGACCGGCUGGACUUCCCCGCCGAGUCCCUGAUGAAGGCCCAAUUCAAGGAGACUCGCACCAACGAGAAGCUGGAGAUGAUGGGCCUGAACGACCGGUUUGCCAGCUUCAUCGACAAGGUGCGCCUGCUGGAGCAGCAGAACAAGCUUCUGGGGGUGGAGCUGAACCAGGUGAAGGGGAGGGAGCCCAGCCACUUGGGAGACAUCUACCAGGAGGAGCUGAGAGAGCUGCGACGGCAGGUGGACGGUCUCACUAACGGCAAAGCACGGCUGGAGAUAGAGAGGGACAACCUGGCCGCAGAUGUGGGAACACUGAAGCAGAGGCUGCAGGACGAGAUCGGCCUCCGACAGGAUGCAGAGAACAACUUGAACGCCUUCAGACAGGAUGUGGACGAGGCUUCCUUAAAUCGAGUCCAGUUAGAGAGGAAGAUCGAUGCCCUGCAGGAUGAGAUCAACUUCCUGAAGAAGAUCCAUGACGAGGAGAUUCGUGAUAUACAGGAGCAGAUCAUGUGCCAGCAGGUGCACGUUGACCUGGAUGUGUCCAAACCCGACCUGACUGCUGCCCUGAGAGACAUCAGGGUCCAGUAUGAAACCAUGGCCUCCUCAAACAUGCAGGAGACGGAGGAGUGGUACCGAUCCAAGUUUGCCGACCUGACAGACGCAGCCAAUCGAAACGCAGAAGCCCUGCGCCAAGCCAAGCAAGAGGCCAACGAAUACCGGCGCCAGGUCCAAGUGGUGACCUGUGACAUGGAGGCGCUCCGUGGAGCAAACGAUUCUCUGGAACGCCAGCUCCGGGAGAUGGAGGACCGCUUCGCCAUGGAGACCGCCGGUUAUCAGGAUACAGUGAACCGUCUGGAGGAGGAGAUCCAUGCCCUGAAGGAUGAGAUGGCGAGGCACCUGCAGGAGUACCAGGACCUCCUCAACGUCAAGCUGGCCCUGGACAUCGAGAUCGCCACCUACAGGAAGCUGCUGGAGGGAGAGGAGACCAGGAUCGCUUUUCCAGUUCAGAGCUUUUCCAACGUGCAGUUUCGAGAAACUAAUCUGGACACCAAAACCCAUGAGUCCCCUGUGAAGAGGAGCAUCCUGGUUCGAACUGUGGAGACCAGAGACGGGGAGAUCAUCAAGGAUUCGACCUCUGAACACAAAGAUCUGCCUUAAACCAGCUCUCCCAGCUCAUCCUCCGUAACGAUAUGAGGAGUUUCUAUGCGUAUUAUCACUUCUUGUUGUUGUUUGCAAACCCCAGAGCUGCCCUGUCAGAGUCAUCACACCAUUUCAUAUGUCUCUCCUUUAUCGUUAUCCUUGGACUAAACUAUUUACUGCCUUACACUCAUGUUGUAACCCUGAAGUACCACGAAACGUCAUCACUAAUUUCUGUUUAGCUUUUUGUACCGCUCCACUUGUUAGCUUGAGUUCAUCUUAAAUGGUCUGUAGCUAGUUCCAGUGAAGAAAAAGGACUGGAAUUUACUGGUAAUGUGUUUAACUUUAACCUGGACUGACAGACCUAAUUUUUUGCUUUGUUUCUGAUCAGCUGGCGUAGAGGAGGCCUCGAAACGUAGCGAUCAUGGUGGAGGUCGACAUGUGGUUAUUGUGUAUGUGAAUUAGGGUGAUGAAGAUGCAAGAGGGAGUUGGGGCUUUUCGCGGAAUUCAAAGUGGGUUUCGGGCAGGGAAUGAGAGAUUUGUGUAUGUUAGAGCAACGUUUGGCAGAAAGUGAAUGUAAGCCGAUUCUUUUUUUCUACUUUUGACCGGGUGCUAUUUUACGUCUCAUUUGCUUGCUGCAGCAGCCACACGUUGCUUUAAGGUCCUGCACACUAGAACAAGAUUUGCAUGCUUCGGACUGGACCUGCUCUCGGAUUUGAAUUUGGCUGCGCUCCGCUGGUUUGUUUCCAUGAUCUUCUGCUGCUGCUGUGAAUGUAUAGUCCUUUACAUAACCGAGAGGAAAACAAAGAUACGUACACUCACUGUAUUUAACCUUAUUCUGAAAGGGUCUUAAAUGUAACUGAAGAAUACUGUAUUUUAACACAGAGAUGCAUCUACUCGUGCGUGUGUGAGCAUCUCAAUUGCAAAUGCAGUGGUUUAUUUCCCCGUCUGCUUUGCGGCAGUCAUCUGUGAGAAAAGUUUCACCUGAAUAAAUAAACAAUAACAAUUUGUAGUUUAGAUUCUUUUUUGUACCCUGGUGACCUUUUACAACCACCUGCAAUUGUCUGUAAUUAAAAAAAUUGAAUUAGCACAAAUAAGUGAAAACAACCAAAUGUCAUCCCUACAUGAAUUAACCUCUCGCCUGCACCUAUUUCUUCCACCACACACUCAUCUGAUGGUGUUUCUCCAACACAACCUGAUAAUACAUGAUCAUUUUUUGGACGUGUCAGGGUCUGCCCACUUAUCCAGCACGAGUGGUGUUAGGGACAGGGCCGGGCUGGAGGUGUGGAGGAGGGUGUUUGGUAAAACUGACUCGACCUUUGCUCCCACUGCUUCCAGUUAAUCCUUUGAAUUCACCAGCCAGUUUCUGUAGUGGUUUACUGAUAGCAGAGCGAGACGCAGAGGUGGAGGAGGGUGCUGUGGAGAUAACCUCCAACAACCCAGCAGUGCAGCUGGAACCCUUGUUUUUAUUUUCAUUUUGAAAAGGAGGAUGUUGAAGUAGAAGGCCGCUGUAAGGAUGGAUGGAUGAAUGAAUGGAUGGAUGGAUGGAUGGAUGGAUGGAUGGAUGGAUGGAUGGAUGGAUGGACGUCCCAGCUCAGACACUGUAAUCCUUGUGAUUCUCUGGAAGCCCUUGCUGACUGUAGCCGUGCUGACAGGCCCUGGCACUAAUGAGCAUGGUACUCUACUCCGUGGCUGGCUGUCUCUGCUCAUCGCCAAGGACACACUGUGAUUCGUGUUCCCAUGUGCCUCCCACCUUCUUCUCCCCUCCGCAACUUCCACCCUGAUCACACGACCCUUUCUUCUCUCUCUCCCAUUAACAUCCAGCCCUCUCACUUUGUUUUGUGUUUAUUAGAGUCUCCUAGCAAAGACACAGCUGCUGAAACCUCUGCAUAUGUGAAUAUAACAGUAGUUUUGACCAGUGCUGCAAUCUGUGGAGCCAUGUUAACUUAACAACAAUAAAAGAUUGUGUUUGUUAGAG
This is a messenger RNA of Platichthys flesus (European flounder), 3339 nucleotides long. It is a transcript of the gene gfap, whose product is annotated as glial fibrillary acidic protein. The transcript is spliced from 9 exons. Lineage: Eukaryota; Metazoa; Chordata; Actinopteri; Pleuronectiformes; Pleuronectidae. The record is from RefSeq and is a predicted model, not a curated record. Gene Ontology annotation, cellular component: cytoplasm; cell projection; intermediate filament. Gene Ontology annotation, biological process: regulation of chaperone-mediated autophagy; intermediate filament organization. Bases 27 to 1382 code for a protein of 451 amino acids. Gene Ontology annotation, molecular function: structural constituent of cytoskeleton.